Molecule: messenger RNA, 3581 nt
Organism: Eleginops maclovinus (Patagonian blennie)
Lineage: Eukaryota; Metazoa; Chordata; Actinopteri; Perciformes; Eleginopidae
Gene: mmp14a
Product: matrix metallopeptidase 14a (membrane-inserted)
Exons: 10
Coding region: 337-2025 (562 amino acids)
Biological process (GO): skeletal system development; collagen catabolic process; extracellular matrix organization
Cellular component (GO): extracellular matrix
Molecular function (GO): zinc ion binding; metalloendopeptidase activity
Source: RefSeq, a predicted model, not a curated record
CGUCCACAGGCGGCAGACAAUCCUACCAGAGGACAGGCAGCCCAAAUAUGAAGAUUUAGUGACCUCCAGCUGAGCAUUUGUCGCAGUCACCUGAUGAUUUUAGCAUAUUUUGCUGUAUUUUCUCCCCCGCUCUGGCUCUAAAGGAGUCGCCUUUGCGCACAAAAGCAGCCCGGUGCCCACAGAGUUUCCAUGCGGAUACGAUAGAAAAAAAGUUUUCUGCCACGUUUUUAAAGCAGAAAGGAGUAGGAUCGACUUUUCUUUGCUGUCAGGACGGCGGGACUUGUGUAGAAAGUUAGUUUUCAGAACUUUUCUCCGGGGCAGUUUGCAGAUAGAAGAAUGCUGCCCCAGCUCCUCACCGUGGCCUGCGGUCUCUGCUGCUUUGGUUUCACCUCCGUCACUGCAAAUCUACUAAAAGCAGAGGGAUGGCUGCAGCAGUAUGGCUACUUGCCUCCUGGUGAUGUCAAAGCCCAGGCCAUCCGCUCACCAAAGUCCAUCGUAACAGCCAUAUCAGCCAUGCAGAGGUUUUACGGAUUGACUGUCACUGGAUCCGUAGACUCCAACACGAUAGAGGCGAUGAGCCGGCCGCGCUGUGGCGUCGCAGACAAGUUCGGCCCGGAGCUGAAAACCAGUCUGAGGAGGAAGAGAUACGCUGUUCAGGGUCAGAAGUGGGAGAAGUCUGAGGUUACCUUCAGCAUAGAGAACUACACCCCUAAGAUCGGAGAACACGCCACAUAUGAAGCCAUCCGAAAAGCCUUCAAAGUUUGGGAGAGGGCGAUCCCGCUCACCUUCAGAGAGAUCCCCUUCAGCCACAUCAGAGGCAAGGUGGACAAGUACGCAGACAUCAUGCUCUCCUUCUCAGAGGGUUUUCAUGGUGACAGCACGCCGUUCGAUGGCGAAGGAGGCUUCCUGGCUCACGCUUACUUCCCCGGAAACGCCAUAGGGGGAGACACGCACUUUGACCUCGCUGAGCCCUGGACCACCGGGGACACAGACCAGGGGGGUAAUGAUGUUUUCCUGGUGGCCGUCCAUGAGCUGGGUCACGCUCUGGGUCUGGAGCACUCCAAUGACCCCUCUGCCAUCAUGGCCCCCUUCUACCAGUGGUUUGAAACGGAAAACUUCCAGCUCCCAGACGACGACCGCAGAGGCGUCCAGGCAAUCUACGGAAGCAAAUCUGGUGGUCCCCCUCCUCCCCCUCCUCCCCCUCGACCCACCAAGUCAUACGUCCCCGAUAACGGCCCAGAUGUGUGUGAGGGACACUUUGACACCAUCGCUAUCCUCAGAGGGGAGAAGUUUGUAUUCAAGGACAAAUGGUUCUGGCGGGUGCGUAACAACAAGGUGGUGCCAGGUUACCCGAUGGCCAUCAGUCACUUCUGGAAGGGCCUGCCUUCAAACAUCAACGCCGCCUAUGAGAGGGACGAUGGGAAAUUUGUCUUCUUCAAAGGCGACAGGUACUGGGUUUUCAGUGAGUCCACCAUGGAAAAGGAUUCGCCCAAGAGCCUGAAAGAUAUGGGCACCGGUCUUCCUAAGGAUAAAAUUGAUGCUGCUCUGUACUACACACCCACAGGCCAGACAUACUUCUUCAGAGGCAAUAAGUACUACCGUUUCAACGAGAAGACUAGCACCGUGGACAGCGGUUAUCCAAAGCCCAUCAGCAUGUGGAGCGGUGCGCCGGAGAACGUCAAAGCUGCCAUCAUGAGCGAAGACGGAUCUUACACUUACUUCUACAAAGCCAACAAGUACUGGAAGUUCAACAACCAGUACAUGAAGGUGGAGUCCGGCUACCCUAAGUCUGUGCUCAGAGACUGGAUGGGCUGCGAAAGCGAGGACCCAAAGAGGGGCCGGGAAGGGGAGGUGAUCAUCAUCGAGGAAGUAUCACAGGGCGGCGCCGGGCCGGUAGCCGUGGUGAUCCCGCUCCUCCUCCUGGUGCUGGUCGUGGUGACUCUGGGAGUGCUUUUGGUCUUCAGGAAGUACGGCACGCCUCGACGCCUCCUCUACUGCCAGAGAUCUCUGCUGGACAAGGUGUAGAGGAAGCGAAAAGACAGACUGCCACAAAGGGACAGAAAGAGAGGGGGAGAGAACUGGAGAAAAGACGGGAUAGGAGGGGGACCAUGUGUUAAGUUUUGGGUGGUUUGUAUGUGCCACAAAAGAGAGGGAAAAAAGGCCCUAGAAACUGAAAUCAGGAAAAAGCGUAUUUGUAUGUUAACUAUUUACAUGUACUGUUCAGAGAUCAUUACCCACAGUCUCACAUAGAGACACAGAGACUCAUCAAAACAUCCCUCCUUCCUUCCCCUCCUUUAACUGGACGACUCCAGCUGAACUGCUGUCUGACUCAUUUGCUCAGAAAUUCAUCAUCUCCGUUCAGAGCGUGUGCUCAAAAAAUCGCAUUUACAGUUGGGGUUUUUUUGGGGGGGGAAGUUUUACUCUGAAAUUCAUUCAUUACAACGUCACAUUCCCAAUGUAUUUUGCUAAGUUUGGAUAUUCCGCUAAGCAGUAUUUCCUGUAUUUCUUAGAUUUCAUUUCUACCACUAAUUAGGGCUGGGUAUCCAACCUCAGAUUUCCUUAAAAAAAAUGUGUUUACUGCACAUAGUAUUAAAAGUUCCAGAUUUAAAGCCACACUUUUAGACUAUUAUUUUCUUGUACCGUCGCUUGUGUUAAGACAACAUUAAGGUUUUCUUCUUCUUAAGAAAAUAAGCUAAUUUUUCUCCCAUUUUCUCAAAAUAACACUUGUAUAAAACCUUUUUUAAAUGAUACUCAGCCCUACUACUAAAGGAAUAAUCUCCAAUUUAAACACAAGAAGUUGACCACGUUUCACGUUGGAUGCUCAGUAUAUAGCAUGGACUUUAUGCACAGUGUUAGUGUUGAUCGAUGCAGAUUUUGAACAUGCACAGACAGGAUUAGUAUUUGUUUAUCCGGGAUUAAGUCCGAUUUAACAUGCUGGAGGCGGUUUCCCCAUUAGGUGCAGAUGGAAAAGAUUCAUGGUACAACUAACAUCCUUUAUCAUGUGCUUUAAUUUCAACUUGAUUCAGUGCAAGCAGUCAGAGGAGAGAAAUAUUUUCUAAUAAAACGUGAUGUUUUAACUCACGAAAGACAGUUCUUUAAACAUUCCAGUAUAUUUGUUUUAGGAGCAGAGCUGCUUGUCUAAAUGUGUCGGUACGCGUACACUUCCCAACAAUUUUGUGCAAUUUUUGUUUUAAUUAUUAUCGUUGUUAUGGGAACUUGUUGUUAUUAUAAGUAUGGUUAUUGUUAUUAUUGUUCUCCUAGUAAAGUUAUAAUGAUUUUUUUCUUGUCUUUUAUACAUUGUCAUUUGGAGUCCUGCUGGACAGAGGCGUAACGUGACAAUGAUGGAAAUAUUUCCCAGUUUACACUCUGCAUUAAAAUCCAAUCGGGGGGGGGUGACUCUGAAAUCACAGAGAUGUCGGCACACAAUAACAAGCAAUGCUAUUUAUGAACUUUGACGGUGCUCAAUGAUUUUCUUUUUUACACAAAUCCAAAUUGAAGGUGAUUUAAUGUAGUCAAUAACAAUGAUAAUGGUAAUGAUAUUUAUAAUGAUGAUCAUAUCAAUAAAGUUGAAUGAGAUUUUU